Molecule: messenger RNA, 1449 nt
Organism: Danio aesculapii
Lineage: Eukaryota; Metazoa; Chordata; Actinopteri; Cypriniformes; Danionidae
Gene: plpp5
Product: phospholipid phosphatase 5
Exons: 8
Coding region: 20-1096 (358 amino acids)
Biological process (GO): phospholipid metabolic process
Molecular function (GO): phosphatidate phosphatase activity
Source: RefSeq, a predicted model, not a curated record
UGAGAGCACUGACGUGUUCAUGUCAGUGUUCGCAGUGCCUCGUCAGAGCUGCUCUUUAUCGCUGCUCAUCUUCUGCUGCUGCUGGACAUGUCAAAUAUAUAUGAUAGACAUUACGAGGUUCUUCUCCGGUGGCUGCCCUCAACAGCCGACGAGGCGACGGUUUAAGCGGAAAAGGAAAGAAUCCGAAGGUCUGUAUUCAAGCCCGCGCUGCAGACAAUGGACGGAGGAUGCGCGGUGUCGUGUUUGCGGAAAUGUUUUAGGAGCAGGUGACUUCAAUGACAAACCAAGACCAAAGAUGAGGAAGACUAUUGAUAAUGGCUUCAUUGCUGAAGUUGCUGUACGGCUGCUGCUUUUGGGUCUUUUUCUUGUGACAGAGGAGCUUCCACCAUUCAGCCGUGAGAUCCAGCCGGAGGAGCUCUGGCUCUAUAAGUUUCACCCUGUUAAAAAGGACCGUGUUCCUACACGCCUCAUGUUUGCUAUCGCCCUAUUCACGCCACUGCUGGUUAUUUUCUUAUUUGCCUUCUUGAAACAAGGUGGAAAGGGAGAUUUGAAAGAGGCGUCUCUGGCUGUGACUUUGACCCUGGUGUUAAAUGGAGUUUUCACUAAUGCAAUCAAGCUCGCCGUGGGAAGGCCUCGACCUGAUUUCUUCUACCGUUGUUUUCCGGAUGGCCAGAUGAACCCAGAGCUUCAUUGUAGCGGAGACCCGGAUGUAGUGAUGGAAGGCAGGAAGAGCUUUCCAAGUGGACACUCAUCCUUUGCGUUUGCAGGUCUGGGCUUUACGGCUCUAUAUGUAGCAGGGAAGCUGCACUGUUUCAGCACAGCAGGCCAAGGUAAAGCCUGGAGGUUGUGUGCCUUCCUCACCCCGCUCCUCUUCGCCAUCAUGAUCGCCCUCUCCAGAACAUGUGACUACAAGCAUCACUGGCAAGAUGUGCUAGUGGGCUCUCUCCUUGGCUUGGUCUUCUCCUACUUAUGUUACCGUCAGCAUUACCCAGCUCUCAAUGAACCAGACUGCCACAGACCGCUCCGAAUGAGAGAAACGCCACUUCCAGCAGCAGAACGCAAGCAGGCAAACCCAGGCUACCUCUUACCUUUGUAGGAAAACCAGACCGAUGAGUAUAUACUGUUUACCAAGCCUCGCUGCAAUCAUGUCUAGUUUUUGUGUGUGAACCGACGAGCACUUCUUGUUUCUGCCUUCCUAUACCAUUUUAAACAUUCACAAUGAACGAUUUGUGUAUCGUAGAGCGUCUUUUUGAAAAUGUCUUUGUAUCUUAUCAAACUCUUUAUAUGUGAACUAUCCCUGUGAGAAAAAAUAUGCAUUAUGUCAUGACUGCUUCUAGGUCAGAUUUACAUAUUAACCUGACAUAUUUAUAGUGAUCUCCAGUAGUACUGUACGCUACAGGAAAUCCCCUGAUAUCUUUGUCAAUAAAGUUUGUGAUGAUUUCUAAUGUA